Molecule: messenger RNA, 2823 nt
Organism: Trypanosoma rangeli
Lineage: Eukaryota; Euglenozoa; Kinetoplastea; Trypanosomatida; Trypanosomatidae
Exons: 1
Coding region: 1-2823 (940 amino acids)
Source: RefSeq, a predicted model, not a curated record
AUGGAGAAGAAGUCGCCCUCACUCUGUUCCCGCCUAGAGAGGGCCAUCACAUCUUUUCUGUACAACGACUCUCUUGGACGUUCACGGGCCUGGCGGAUGGGACUGCAGGUUCCACUCUGGUUCUGGACGCACCAGCUCACCGUAGAGAGUGAGCGAGAGGGGCGGGAGGUGCAGAAGGUGGUGAAUCUUGUGCGUUGGUUUCACGACAAUGGUGCAAAUGUGACGCAAGUUGCGAUUAUCAUCCCGGGCGAGAUGAAGCCCAGGCUUCGUGCCGAGCUGGUGACAGCUUUACAGAGCGGUGCGACUUCAGAAGAGCUGACACUGCCGAUACUGUUGGGACCGCAUGAGCUGACUGCGAUGAAUGCACGGGAUCACAUUGUGCAUCAGUUCGAGGUUGUUCUUUACGUCCUGGCGCUUCCCCCAGUGGGCCGCUUCUUGCAUGUAGCUAAGCAGCAAGAACAGUUUCUUGGCGACGCAAUUGCUGGCGCAGGAGGUGCGUUUAUUUUAAUUGGGGAUGUGGGCUGGACCUCACCGCAUAUUACUGUUCAAUGGCCGCAGUGGAGAACGUUUGUAAUGAAGUUAGAGGAAGAGACACCCCUCGUUUCCUCAGAAGGCAGUGCAAAGUUGCCUGAUGGUGCGAGAUUUUCCUCGUUGGUGGGAACUCACAUCCCGUUGUGCUGUGCAAGGCACGUGGAGCAACGUCAGCUGGAGCACGGCGUUGCACCAAUCGUCCGGACCUGCAGGCGAUUGUGUCUUCAGCCCUUUCUUUGCCAGCGGGAUGGGCAUGUGUGCAUGGAGCCAUGCCACCCACGUGUCUCACAUGCAAACUGCCCGUACGCAUGUCAAACGCUUAUGCCAUGCACUCAUGAAUGCUUGCAGAGCUGCUCAGAGCGAUGCAAUUGCUUUGAAGUUCAUGAGCAUCCUCUUCCCUGUUCCCACAAGGCUGUCAUAGGCAUGGAUAAGGCCACCAUGCAGCCCAUCUACGCAGAGGUUCGACAUAUAUUUAAAGGGUACUGUGCCGAUACCGAGCUUCCCUGUGUUGUUGAAUAUACUACCGAGUGUGCACGAUGCUUGGGACCCUUGAUGACAACGUGUUCAGAGGCGCGACAACACAACCAUACAUUAGAGCAAAAGACAAUGCUGUGCUCAGGCUGCAUUCGUUUGGAGCGUGAGGUGCGGGCCAAGGUUCUGGGUGAAAUCCUCGUCAAAACAGAAGAGGCGAAACGCUUGAUGAAGGUGGAGAUGCAACGAAGCUUGCAUCAGCAGCGAAAAGCGUCAUCACAGGGGCUGUUUCAGGAGGGCAGUCGUGUUACAAUAUGCGACGUCCUCAAGAUUGUCAAGCCGUUGUGCGCUGAUGCAGACUUCCCUGGCGUGAAGUUUGUGGACUACGAUGCUCCUGACUUCUACGCCUCUAUGGAUGGGGCGUACGGGACGUUUGUCAGUCGCCACGUGGAUAUUGACGACCUCAGCGAGGUGCGCAAUCUCAUUCGUCUGCGUGACGGUCAACACGUGCUGGUGGCUGACGGCGGCGUCAGCCUGAUCCGCGCUCUCACCUCCAACAUAACACAACAGGCCCCUGUCCUUCUCUUGACAUACAACGGUGGUGUGGCCAACGGUGGCAGCGGUGACCGUGGCGUGUCUGCCUCCCUGAAUGAUAGUGUGGUCUUUGCAAAGACAGCGAAGAUGAUUGGUCGGAGUUAUUACCUUCCCGUCCCUGUACCCUGCGGCGACAGUACCAUUUCCGACAAAAUUGUGCGGGUGACGGCGGUGGAUCCCGCGUCUCCGGAGGGCGUUGUGGUGGAAUGCACCCGCAUGUCCGUCAUUCAGCACGCCGACGAGGCCCAUGACGGUGAUCAUGAGGGCGAUGAUAAGAGUAAUACUGCAACUUCUGACUCUCUGGCGUGUAAAAGGCCCCGACUGGAGGCUGCACCACCAAAGUCGCACCACUUCCGCAUCUCCGUCGAGGCCUUGACAUUUACGGUUCCUGCUGCUGUGCUGGAGCCAAUCGAGGGCUAUGCGGCAGGAAGGGAGGUGGUGGUUCUCGACCCCACCCGUCAGGUGACUAAUCCACACGACGUGGAAAUUUUCGAGGCGGCUUUGGCGCAAAUGCCCGGUAUUAAUAUGAGGAGCGUCGUGAUCUCAACGGUGCCGGUUGGGAAGGACACGUCCUUCAUACUUCUUGGGGUCGUGAACUCGCCGUCAAAUCUGGAGAAACGGUACGGCCCCUGUGCCGUAUUGCGGCGCCACGUUCGACUUGUUACGGUGCGGUCAGGGCGGCGAGGACGAGGGUCUCAUGGACGUCUUUCUACCUUACAACAUGUGGCGAACGUCAAUGGUGGUGCGGGGGACACGAUGGUGGUUCUGGUGCCGUUUGUUUUUACCGCCGCCGAUGAACUGUUGGAGGCGGAGAACAGCCUUGAUGCCGCCGCUGUGGAGAAGUUUGAGCAGCAGGUGCGCGACACGAUUGCUGAGAGGAGUGAGGAGCUGGCGAUUAGGCACGACGAGGAGGCGUUCCACCAGCAGCGAAAGAUGCCGGAGGUGACGGAGGAGGCGCUCGCACAGGACCGGUUUGCAUACAGCAUCCCGAUCGCUCUGCCGACGGCGGAGUCACUCGCGGGCGUUCGCACACGUCACGCGCGUUUGUUGUGCGCGUCACCGACGUCAUUGUGUCUGAGUAAGCAGAAGGACGCCCUUGCAUUUAAGCAGCAGCAGUUGGGUCUCAACAAGUGGGUUGAGGCGAUGCGGACUCGCUACGCACAGGAGAGGGCGGCGGACGUUGCGUACUGCAAAGGGCUGCAACUGACGGCGGCUAUGAAAAAGUGA